AUGUGGCUUCAAUUAGGAUAUUUACUAUGUCUUUCAAUUGCGGUGGGUUUUAUAAAAGAAGGUACAUGUGCUGUAACGCAAAGUCCCGCGCAAACGAACAUUUCACGAGUCAAUCCUCAAGUUGAAGACGAUGAUUUUGUGCCUUAUCAGGGCGAACUUUUUACCGUAUUCGAUUGGAUGCUAUUCAGGAAUCUAGGCAAAGCAAAUGGAGGAAAUGUACUACUGUCACCGAUAUCUAUAAAAUUAGCGUUAGUGCUUCUUUAUGAGGGAGCUCAAGAUCAAACUGCACAUGAACUUGCCGGAGUCAUGCAUCUUCCAGUCAGCAUGUUGGCUACUCGAGAGAAGUUUACUAAUAUUCUCAGAUCUUUGCAGACUCCAUCUCCUACGUACACUUUAAAUCUAGGUUCGCGCAUUUACAUCGAUAAUAAUGUGCUGACCAGACAACGUUACGCAGCGACAGUGAAAAGUUUUUACAAUACCGAUGUGAUCAACGCAAAUUUAUCCGACACACACGCAAUCGCGACCAAAGUUAAUUCUUGGGUCAAUAAUAUUACGAAUGGACACAUCGAAAAAAUGAUAGAUGAUGAGAAGGGUUUGAAGGAUUCAGUCAUGUUGGUCGUGAAUGGAUUAUUCUUCAAAGGCGCUUGGCGCCGCAAAUACUUUUCGCCCGAGAAUACUCGAGUUUCCAAAUUUCACAUAAACGUCAAUGACAGUGUAGACGUGCCGUAUAUGCACACCCUGGGUCGAUUUUAUUACACCGAAUCGUCCAGACUCGAUGCGAAAAUUUUGCGAAUUCCGUAUGACGGCUCAAAAUUCGCUAUGUAUAUUGUACUGCCGCACACGCUAACAGGCGUGGAUCAUAUUGUUAACGAAAUUAAUCCGUUCACAUUGGCGAGAGAUGUGUGGGCCAUGCAGGAACUGCCUCUUAACGUCUGGAUUCCGAAGUUCAAGUUUGAAUUUACUAGCCAUCUGGAAAAUACUUUGCGUGAACUCGGUAUCCGCGAUAUCUUUGACGAUACCGCGCUGUUGACGAAUAUAGUAAAAGCGAGACGAGCUUCUAGACAUUUGCAAGUAUCCGAUGUAGUGCACAAGACUGGAAUAGAGGUGAAUGAAAACGGAACAACUGCUUAUGCUGCAACAGAGAUACAAAUUGGAAAUAAGAUAGAAGAGAGCACGUUUCACGCUAAUCAUCCGUUUGUGUUUUACAUCGAGGACGAGACCACCGGUACUAUCCUUUACAUAGGCAAAGUUCAAAAUCCCACGAGUGCAUCUGGAACUACUGGAAAAGUGCAGCAAGAGUUUCCAUCACGAUUUAACCCGGAUACAGCGAUCAUAUCUCCUACUUCCGUUGUUCCAGGCGCAAUCAGCACCGAGGACCGAUAUUCCUUCUUCAACAUCGAUCUCCUGCAGAGAGUAAACGAGAUCGUCGAGGGUAAUCUUAUUCUGUCUCCCGCCAGCGCGAAAGUCGCCCUUACAAGUUUAGUGGAAGGCACAAAUGGUCGAACACGUCACGAGCUCCUCGCGGCUCUGAGAUUACCGCCGGAAGAGUACCUCAUCAGAAGGAUAGCAAAACGCACUCUUGUACCUUUAAAGAGUCAUCAAAAUGGCACGGAAAUUGAUGUAGCAACUCGCUUAUGGAUCAAUCCGACUCUUACGGCGUCUACUAAUUAUAUAACUGACUUGCGUGAUUUUUACGGAACCGAUAUUCGACAGUUGAAUUUUGGGAAUGCAAACGACGCGGCUAACACUAUCAACUCUUGGGUUCGCGAGAACACACGGAAUAACAUCAAGUCGAUCAUUCAGCCUGGUACUCUGACUGCCGAUACUCAGAUAGUGUUAACUUCGGCCUUGUAUUUCAAAGGACGAUGGUUAAAAUCCUUCGACAAGGACGCCACGCGUGUACGAUGCUUCCAUAGUCUUCAAAGUGGUUGUCAAGACGUUCGUAUGAUGGAGAGCACUUCCAAGUAUCGAUACGGAUAUAUAGCCUCUCUUGACGCUGAUGUAGUGGAAAUCCCAUACUCAAAUGGCAGGACGUCUAUGCUGAUAUUCCUGCCGUCGCAUCAGGAAAGCGAUCCGUAUCUCCAAAUUCUCUCCAAAGAUCUGUCAUACGUACCGAUGAAAACGCUACUCACUAGUCUCAACGAAACCGACUUGAUACUUGCUAUUCCGCGAUUUAGCAUCGAAAGCAAAUUAGAUUUGCGUUCACCCUUGAUGCGCAUGGGCGUGCAGGACAUUUUCAGCCCGGCAGCGAAUUUCACUGGAAUCGUGCCUAAUCAAUAUUUGCGAAUAGGAAAUAUAAUUCAAAAUGCUAAGAUAGAAGUCGACGAGGAAGGAACCAUAGCUGCCGCGGUGACAGAAUUUACGAUUGUACCGCUUAUGGCUAACAUGGUGCCAACUUUCACAGCGAACAGACCAUUUAUCUUCGCCAUUGUUGAUGUGGUAACAAGCGAGACUCUCUUUGCUGGUCGUUUCAUGGGUCCUAACGCGAACAAUUCUAGAAGCUCCAUUCAGAAAUAAGCCUAACACUCAUCAACUAUCGUUUUUAUACUUAAAAAAAGUAAUUAAAAUAUAAGAGCCUACCGUUUAGGUAGCCAAUAUCAAUAUCUACCGCUUUCUAUGACAAAAAUUUCGUUUCUGCUACGACUAUAGGACAAUUACUUACUUUUUAUACAAAUAAAUAAUUAGUUAAAAUUAAUAUAAAAUACAUAGUGCUGCCCAAGAUUUAUAAUUUUAAAAUUCUAAAUUAUUAAUAAAUUAUUGAAAUAUACUUUUGUGCCAACAUUUGCCUAUUGUUCGGCUCUUUGUUGAUAGAGGUUACAAAAGGCAAUAGCUAUUGCUUUUUACGUAAAUAUGACACACAUCAAGUCAACGUUCAAAAUUACAAAUCUUAGACAGCAUUUAAAUAUAUUAACUCUUAUAAUAGAUUUUGCAACAAAAUAUAAAAUAAAAAUCUAUCAUAAAAA
Monomorium pharaonis (pharaoh ant) is the source of this 2963-nucleotide messenger RNA. RefSeq lists its product as uncharacterized. The transcript has 15 exons. Bases 1 to 2517 code for a protein of 838 amino acids. The record is from RefSeq and is a predicted model, not a curated record. Gene Ontology annotation, molecular function: serine-type endopeptidase inhibitor activity. Lineage: Eukaryota; Metazoa; Arthropoda; Insecta; Hymenoptera; Formicidae.